Messenger RNA from Calypte anna (Anna's hummingbird), 5319 nucleotides. RefSeq names its product FCH and mu domain containing endocytic adaptor 2 (gene FCHO2). Gene Ontology annotation, cellular component: plasma membrane; clathrin-coated pit; cytoplasm. The transcript has 27 exons. Gene Ontology annotation, biological process: clathrin coat assembly; synaptic vesicle endocytosis; clathrin-dependent endocytosis. Lineage: Eukaryota; Metazoa; Chordata; Aves; Apodiformes; Trochilidae. Bases 161 to 3103 code for a protein of 980 amino acids. The record is from RefSeq and is a predicted model, not a curated record.
GAUGAGCGCAUGCGCGGGGCGGUCCCGGUGGGGCGGUGGGCAGGAGGCGGUUGUACCGUAACGGGAAGGGCGGCGCGCCGCUGCGGCGCCCGUUUCCUCCGUCGCGUCUCAGAGGCUGAGGCGUCCGGGGCCGGGCUCACCGGUGGCUGGGGCGGCGGUGAUGGCGUACUUCGUGGAGAGUUUCUGGGGGGAAAGGAACAAUGGCUUUGAUGUCCUCUAUCACAACAUGAAACAUGGACAUUUGUCAACAAAAGACCUAGCAGAUUUUAUAAGAGAAAGGGCUACAAUAGAGGAGGCAUAUUCAAGGUCAAUGACAAAACUGGCCAAAUCAGCAAGCAAUUACACACAGCUUGGGACAUUUGCACCAGUCUGGGAUGUUUUCAAAACCUCAACAGAAAAACUCGCAAGCUGUCACUUGGAUCUUGUGAGGAGAUUACAAGAACUAAUAAAAGAAGUUCACAAGUAUGGAGAUGAACAAAUUAAGUCCUAUAAAAAGACUAAAGAAGAUGUUUCAGGAACAUUGGAAGCAGUGCAAAAUAUUCAAAGUAUCACUCAGGCCUUACAGAAAGCAAAGGAAAACUACAAUGCAAAAUGUGUCGAACAGGAACGUUUGAAAAAGGAAGGAGCAACCCAGAGAGAAGUUGAUAAGGCAACAGUUAAAUCAAAGAAAGCUACAGAUACCUAUAGACUAUAUGUGGAGAAAUAUGCUGCAUUUAAAUCUGAUUUUGAACAGAAAAUGACAGAAACUGCACAGAGAUUUCAAGACAUUGAAGAAACACACCUUCUUCGUAUGAAAGAGAUUAUAGAAUCAUUGUCAAAUACCAUAAAAGAAAUUCAUUUACAAAUAGGAGAGGUGCACGAAGAGUUUAUUAAUAACAUGGCAAAUACUACAGUUGAGAGUCUAAUACAGAAAUUUGCUGAGUCAAAAGGAACUGGCAAGGAAAGACCUGGUCCUAUUGAGUUUGAAGAAUGUAACACAUCCAAUGCAGUUGAAGGGAUAAAACCACGGAAGAGGAAGCCCUUUGGUUUAUCAGGAAUAAUGAAAAAAGAAAAAGAUACUGAAUCUGUGGAAUGUCCAGAUGCAGACUCAGUUAACAUUCCUGAUGUAGAUGAUGAAGGAUUCAGCAUUAAGCCAGAAGCAACACAGGAUACCAAAGAGAAUCAUUUCUAUUCAUCCAGUGAUUCAGACUCUGAAGACGAUGAACCCAGGAGGUUCCAUGUAGAAAUAAAGCCUGUCCAGCCAAAUAACAGCUCUCAGUAUACCAUGCCUUCCUUGGAUGAAUUGAAAGUAUCUAUAGGGAAUAUCACUCUUUCUCCACCAGUAUCUCAGAGACACAGUCCUGCACAAAUGAAUCGAAAUUCAUCCAGUGAAGAGUUAACAAAAUCUAAGAUUUCUGCUCCAACUAAUGAAAAGGGGAACAGUGACCUCCUGGCAUGGGAUCCACUCUUCAGCAGUUCUCUUGAAUCUUCCUCUUCAGCUUCCUUGGCAUCUUCAUCCUCCUCAGCUACUCUGAAAGAUCACAGUGUGAGCUCCUCCUCAUCCACCACUGAUUUGCCUGGGUGUAGAGUAUCUCAGUGUUUGCCUGGACACCAGACAGAUUCUGGGUCUACAAGUCCAUCCUCACCAGACUUUACCAUUAGCACUUUGUGCAAAGCUGGUGUUACAGCAGCUCCAUCAGGGAAUACCAGUUCUUUAUCCUGUGUUUCACGGUCGCAGAGUCAGUGGAUUUCCUUUGCUGAUGAACUUCUUACAAUUAGACACACAAGUACAGACAAGAAGGAGCCCCAGAAAUUGCAUUUUAAAACUGAAAAUGCCUGCCUUGCCUCUUCUGCUUUGCUUGGGAAUUCUUCCAACAGCUGUGCUUCUGAGGAUCAAAGUGACCUUUUCAGUAACACUGUAUGUCUUGAACAAUUAUUCAUUGAAGAAACUCUCACUGCUGCUGAAGCUUCUUCUGCAUCAUCUUCAGCACUACUGGACUAUAGUUUAGUGUCUUCUUGUGCUCAUACAAAUAAGGCAAGGCCCACAACUCCUCUUUCUCUAGGCACCAUUGUACCCCCUCCAAGGCCUGCUUCAAGACCAAAGCUGUCUACCGGGAAACUUAGUGGGAUUAAUGAAAUACCUAGGCCAUUCAGCCCUCCAUUGACCUCUAACUCCAGUCCACCUCCUGCAGCUCCUUUGGCACGAGCAGAGAGCAUCUCCUCAAUAUCCUCCUCUGCUUCCCUCAGUGCAGCAAACACACCUACAGUUGGUGUUUCACGUGGUCCCAGCCCUGUCAGCCUUGGAAACCAGGACACCUUGCCUGUUGCAGUAGCCCUUACUGAAUCUGUUAACGCCUACUUUAAAGGAGCAGAUCCCACAAAAUGUAUUGUGAAGAUUACUGGUGAUAUGACAGUAUCUUUCCCAAGCGGGAUAAUUAAAGUCUUCACCAGCAACCCAUCUCCAGCUGUGCUCUGCUUUAGGGUAAAAAACACAAGCAAACUAGAGCAGAUUCUUCCAAAUGCACAACUUGUAUACAGUGAUCAGUCACAAAGUGACUCCAGCACUAAGGAUUUCUGGAUGAACAUGCAAGCUAUAACCUCCUACCUCAAGAAAUUAUCAGAGCAGAAUCCAUCUGCAUCCUAUUACAAUGUGGAUGUUUUAAAGUAUCAGGUAUCUUCAAAUGGAAUCCAGUCCACUCCCUUGAAUCUUGCAACUUAUUGGAAAUGUAAUGCUAGCACUACUGAUGUGAGAGUGGAUUAUAAAUACAAUCCAGAGUCUAUGAAUGUGCCUAGCAUGCUGUCUAAUGUCCAGGUUGUGGUGCCAGUUGAUGGAGGAGUAACAAGCAUGCAAUCACUUCCACCUGCAAAAUGGAAUGCAGACCAUAUGAAAGCAUGUUGGAAAAUAUCUAGCAUCUCAGAGAAGUCUGAGAAUGGAGGUUCUGGAUCGCUCAGGGCAAAAUUUGAACUUUCAGAGGGACCCAGUAAACCAGCAACACUUGCAGUGCAAUUCAUUAGUGAAGGAAGUACCCUUUCUGGAGUAGAUGUGGAGCUUGUUGGCACUGGCUAUCGGCUUUCCCUCCUUAAGAAGAGAUUUGCCACUGGACGGUAUAUGGCAGACUGCUGAUGUACCUGUGAAAGUCAUUGGAUCAGAGGAGUGCAAGAAGUUCACUCUCUACUUUUCAAACACUAUUUUAACAUGCAUUAAUUUUUCCAAAAUGUUGACCUACUUUGAGGCUGAACUACAGAACAGAAAGCGCACUUUUAAAAGUCAUUUUGCAAACUUUUUAUUACUUUAUAAUAGCACUGAAGUUAAAUUCAACACUGUCUGUAAAUUAUCAACUGCAAUAUUUGGGAAAACUUGUUGAAAUUUUGGUAAAUUUAUAUAGAUGAAGUCAAAAUAUUAACCCACAGUUGUAAUGAUAGUAUGAAAUUGUAUGUUAUACUGUAAACAUUAAACCUAAAAAUGUAGGAGAGGGAGAAAGAAAUAUUUGAGCUUUCUAUAAGUAAUAUUCAUAUUUCAGAUUCUUUAAAGAAAGCAGAGGCAAAGUCUAACGCAGUUCUUCUGUCCACUCUGCCAUGAAACCAGCUGAGUUAAAGAUGUAUGAAAGAAAUGUAACUAUGUGACCACGUAUCAUAUAUUCUUAACACGUUGGUUUAUAUAGGGGAUUUUUCUUAAGUGCAAUGUGUUACAAAAAUUGCAAAACACAGCAGAGAUUUACUUCUGCAGUUAGUUAAUUUUAUGGGCGUUUUGAUUGUUUGAAUUAAUGCUGUAGAUUUAAUUUAUUUUUUUAUGAAUUGCAUAACUUUUGUGCCUUUUAAGAAAGUCUGUGCCUAUCCAAUUUGUUAUUCACGUGCCUCACUUCCGUUUCUAAAGUUUAGCUCUUAAGAAAGGACGGUGACUGUAUCAUACACACAACUUUACAAAAAUUCCUUUGACUGAGAUUUAUUUAGAAGGCAGAUUUGCAAAAAACGGAGAUUGUUUCAAAAGAGGUUUAAAAAAAUGGAUUACUUCCUUAUGGGGUAAUUGCAAUAAAUGCAGCUGUAGUAAAAGGGGAUGUACCAUGUAGGAAUAGUAACUGUCAUGUCACCAAAGACGAGAAUCCUGCAAAAUCACCCGAGAUGGUAAAAGUAAACUUUUAAAAAGCAAAUAGCAUUUGCCUUCACUUUGACUGCAAGCCUUCAGACUAUGAGUGCUUUUGAGGUUGUGUGAUGUGAAUGUAAACAUAGUACUUCAGGAGGAAUAACAUUUUAGAAGAGUAUUUUAUAGCAGCCAGAUGACAAGUACUGCCAUUUUUAUUAGUUUAAAAUUUUACUAUAACCACCGAUUUUAACAUGUGUAUUGUCAUCUAAUCUGCUUGCCACAGCCUAAGCACAGAGAAGUGAUGUCUUUUAAAGCAAGUAAUUAAUGUAGAAGAUCUUCUAUGUAUUUGUAAUAUUAAGUGUUUUUUUAAUGCUGAAAUUAUAAGUACUUCAGGCAAAAUAAUUCAAUAGCCUGCACAUGGGGAUUUCAUAUGACUGUUUUGAAUACCGGUAUCUAUUUCCAUUUCUCUAUUAAAAUAAUAAAAUGUGCUUGAACUAAUUAAUGCAAAACCAGCAAUGAACUGAACUGCUGAAGCUUUACAAGGAAAUAAGCUAGGUAGAGGCUACAUAAAUUCUAAUGUAUAGUACACAAUUCUGCAGACCAGAGUUCCUUGUUAGUGCUAAGUAUGGCACGUACUGUACUACAGAUUUGAUUGGAAGAGUAUAUUUGGACCUUAAUUUGCUAAACUUACUGAAUGUUAGAUUUCCAACUUAAAAAAAGUUACAGGCUUGUUUACUGGAAUCUUAAUUGUAAUCUGCUUUGCAAUCAAACCAUGUUUAACAUGACAAUAUUUUGUUAAUGAAAGCCCAAAAUGUAUUGCUAUUUUUGAUCAAAUAUUACUCAGAUAUCUACAUUAAAUGAAGUACUUUUUUCAGCACUUUUAAACUAGACUUCAUUCAGGUGAUUACACAUACAUUUGUAUUGGGUGCAGGUUACAAUUUUGAAGCCAUACAAGUUCAUAGAGACUCUUUUGUAAAGAAAUUAAAAAACAAUGUAAAAAAAUACAUGUAGCUAUCUGAUAAAAACAAACAAACAAUAAACAAAACAUACAUAGCAAGCUGGUUCUUGCUUGUGUAUACAGCAAUAUCUGUUGUAGCUGCCUCCUAAGAAAAUUAAUUUGUAAACACAACUCUAAAGGAUUUGAAUUUUUGUGAAUUGUUACUACAUCAAACUGUAAAUUAGAGCAUACAAGUUUAUCGUUCAAAAAUUGUAAAUACUUCUGAUUUUUCAUGAAAUGUAAUUUUUUAAAUGCACCCAUA